AUGCUCAUUUUGAUUUCUUUUUUUGAAUGCCCAGAUCAAUUACCUUUUUGCUCUGGUUGUGGUGGCAAGAUCAACGAUCGCUACAUCUUGCAGGUUGCACCUGAUAUGCAAUAUCAUGCAGCUUGCUUAAAAUGCGCUUCGUGCCAGCAACUGUUAGAUGAAAAAGAAACAUGUUUCCUACGAAAUGGCAAACCUUACUGCAAGUCAGAUUUUAAAAUGUUAUUCCAUAAUCGUUGUACAAAGUGUAACCGAAUAUUUGAACCAAGUGAAUUUAUCAUGAGAGCCAAAGGCAAUCCUUACCAUAUCGAUUGCUUCCGAUGUCAUAGCUGUAUGCGCAAGCUAAUUCCUGGUGAUCGAUAUGGCGUCGACACUUACAUUUUAUAUUGUAAAGAGCAUUACUUAAAUAAAAUGAGUAGUAGUAGCAAUCAUGAUACCUUGCAAUCAACGAUGGCGGACAGCGAUUGGCAAAAUUCCGAUAAUACUGAUACCAAGUCUCAGUCAACGCAUGCCAAAUCGAAACAAUUAACUUCACGGAAAGGUAUGAAAGGAACAAGAAUUCGAACGGUACUCAAUGAGAAGCAAUUGCAGACGCUUAGAUCGUAUUAUGCGAGUAAUCCAAGGCCCGAUUCAACAGUAAAAGAAAAAUUGGUAGAAUUAACAGGACUAAAUCCUAGAGUUAUACGCGUUUGGUUUCAAAAUAAAAGAUGUAAAGAUAAGAAAAUAAAAGCAGCUGGAGAGCAAGCUCUAGAGGAAGAGGUAGUAAGAAUAAUCUUGCAAUAUACCGUCAGUAUCUGCUGA
This is a messenger RNA of Trichoplax adhaerens, 798 nucleotides long. RefSeq lists its product as uncharacterized. The transcript is spliced from 3 exons. Gene Ontology annotation, molecular function: DNA binding; DNA-binding transcription factor activity, RNA polymerase II-specific. Gene Ontology annotation, biological process: neuron fate specification; positive regulation of transcription by RNA polymerase II; axonogenesis. The coding region runs from base 1 to 798 and encodes 265 amino acids. The record is from RefSeq and is a predicted model, not a curated record. Lineage: Eukaryota; Metazoa; Placozoa; Uniplacotomia; Trichoplacea; Trichoplacidae.